AAAUCACUUAUCUCUCGUGGAUCCGAAUACCGGGUUUAUCACGAUCAAAUCUCAGUCGGGUGCGGAAAACUCAAGCGAGAUCUUUUGGUGUUUUUUUUAUGUUUAUUGUUUAUCUCUGUUCAUUUCGGGAAAGCGGAGCUGGAACUUUGUAACACUGUCACAUUCUUUGUGUUGACGUCAGCCAGACGGUGAGCGGUGGCUGCGGGUCGCGGGGAGUCCUGUAGCCGGGCGCGGUGAGGGUUGGUAGACCUGGAGCCAGAUCCGAGGCCCGCAUUGGGAGGUGAUGGGAGGCAGAAGGAGAAGAUGCCCCCGGAGGAGGAGGAGGAGGCAGGAGCACAUAGACGAGAGACGUACAACAUGUCCCGUCUGCGGAGCUCCUCUCUGGAGAUCAAGGAGAAGGGAACAGAAUUCCUCCGAGAGCAGCUGGAUGCUGCACAGAAGGAGCUGAAGUUGAAAGACGAGGAGUGUGUCAGACUGUCUGAUAUCAGGAAUCAGCUGGAGCAGGAAUUGGAGGAACUGACUGCCAGUCUCUUUGAGGAGGCUCAUAAGAUGGUGCGAGAGGCCAACGUGAAACAAGCAGCAGCUGAGAAGCAGCUGAAGGAGGCCCAGGGCAAGAUUGAUGUCCUGCAGGCGGAGGUCUCCGCUCUGAAAACCCUGGUGCUGACCUCUACGCCCUCCUCCCCGAACCCCCAGCUCCAUCCUCAGCUGCUGUCGCCGGGCUCCAGUCGGGCCUCGUCUCGUCUCGGGGGCCACACGCGCAACAAGAGCGCCAGCGGUGCGCUACAGCUGCACACAGAGCCCACGCAGACGGAUGUAGCCACAAAGCGGGAGGACAAAGAGUUGGACUCGGUGUUGUUUGCCGAGUUCCUCUCGUGGAAGGAGACACCCAGUCUGGAUCGUUCCCUAGCGUUCAUCAGCAGAGUUUACAGAGAAGACAUCGGGCCCUGUCUUUCAUUCACCUGCUCUGAGUUGUCUCAGUCUGUCCAGUGUGCAGUGGAGAAUAACUCUCUCACCAUCGAACCCGUCGCCAUGUCCUCUCUGCACACCGUCAAAGCCAUCGAAUGUGGAGGCCCCAACGGUUGCCGGACACCCGUAGAAACUAAAUGUGCAUUGAGUGGCAUGUCCCGCCCCUGCCGACACCGCAUCACACUGGGAGAUAAAGAGAAUUAUUACUAUAUAUCUCCAUCUAGCAGAGCACGAAUCACAGCCGUGUGUAAUUUCUUCACGUACAUCAGGUACAUCCAGCAGGGCCUCGUCAGACAGGACGUUCAGCAGAUGUUUUGGGAAGUGAUGCGUCUGCGGAGAGAGAUGAGUGUGGCCAAACUGGGAUAUUUCCUGACGGAGGAGGGCUAGAGAACCUGCCUACAAACACAAAUCCAGCACACGGUCAUCUCAACAUUCAAUCAGACACUCCAAUGCUGGAGUUUUACUCCGUAUUCAUGUAUGUAUUCAGGGAAGCACUACAGAAGAAUUCCCAGAACACUAGCACACUCCCCGAGCCACGGAUAACACUCUGCACAGGCCUCGUGCUGUUGUUGCUUUGGGAAAGACCGAGUGCAGUAAAUGUGCCACUUUGUUAACACUGAGGUAAAUGUUUACAACACAUUCAUAUUUCAAGAAGUAAACAACAGGACGUUUUCUUCCAUUUACCGGUAAAAAAAAAUGUCCAACAUGUGGAGGCUUAUUUAGACUUUUAAAAGUUUUUUUUUUCUCAUCAUUGCGUGCUUACAUCUCACAGUUCACUUUUUUUUCUCAGAAUUCUGAAUUUACAUCUUGAAAAUCUAGAUUUUUUUUUCAGAAUU
Cyprinus carpio (common carp) is the source of this 1802-nucleotide messenger RNA. Its product is annotated as guanine nucleotide exchange factor for Rab-3A-like. The record is from RefSeq and is a predicted model, not a curated record. Gene Ontology annotation, molecular function: guanyl-nucleotide exchange factor activity. Gene Ontology annotation, biological process: exocytosis. NCBI's taxonomy places the organism in Eukaryota, Metazoa, Chordata, Actinopteri, Cypriniformes, Cyprinidae. The transcript has 11 exons. Bases 304 to 1353 code for a protein of 349 amino acids. Gene Ontology annotation, cellular component: Golgi to plasma membrane transport vesicle.